GCAACGGGGGCCAGCUUGGGGGAGGUCUUUCCGCACCCUGCAGGUCCUCGACGCUGAGUUCAACUUUGAACUUUGGUCCUCGUGCUGAUCAGAUGGCGGGGACUUCCAGACACGACCGAGAGAUGGCGCUGAACGCCAAGCGGUGCCUGUCAGCUUGUUCUGACCCGGUAGAGAGACUCCGCCUCCAGUGUCUGGCCAGGGGGUCGGCUGGGAUCAAAGGGCUCGGCAGAGUCUUCAGGAUCAUGGACGACGACAACAACCGCUCGCUGGACCUGAAGGAGUUCCUGAAGGGAGUCAACGACUACGGCAUCCUGAUGGACAAACAGGAAGCCGCUGCCGUCUUUCAGCAUUUCGACCGUGACGGCAGCGGAACCAUCGACUUUGACGAGUUCCUGGUCACGCUGAGGCCCGCCAUGUCCAAGGCCCGCAAAGAGGUGGUCAUGCAGGCCUUCCGCAAACUGGACAAGACGGGCGACGGCGUGAUCACCAUUGAAGACCUGAGAGGGGUUUAUGACGCCAAGUACCACCCCAAGUACCAGAACGGGGAAUGGACGGAGGAGCAGGUCUUCAGGACGUUCCUGGACAACUUUGAUUGUCCCUACGACAAAGAUGGCAAGGUGACGCAAGAGGAGUUCAUCAACUAUUACUGCGGUGUCAGUGCCUCCAUCGAUAACGACGUUUUCUUCAUCCUGAUGAUGAGGAACGCCUGGAAGCUGUGAGCUAGCAAAUCAUUAAACAUGGAUGAUGUC
Doryrhamphus excisus (bluestripe pipefish) is the source of this 749-nucleotide messenger RNA. RefSeq names its product calcyphosine-like b (gene capslb). NCBI's taxonomy places the organism in Eukaryota, Metazoa, Chordata, Actinopteri, Syngnathiformes, Syngnathidae. Gene Ontology annotation, molecular function: calcium ion binding. The record is from RefSeq and is a predicted model, not a curated record.